AUGCUACUUGUCGGAAAUGAAAAAGAUGUAAAAAGUUUUUGUAAAUGUAAAAAACGUACAACUAAUUUACAUUCUUCAUGGGAGAAUACAAUGCCUUGCCAUAGGUGGCAGCACGUACAGGGAAGACAGUUGGACAGUGGCGGUGAGGCAAUAACAAUGGCAUUUUUCAACGAGGAGGAUAUAGAAAGUGAUGAAUCUUUUGAAGAUGAUCCUAAAGAGCUUUAUGGCAUCAGGGAAGGAACAAUUUUUGUGAUUGAUGCAACAUUACCAAUGUUUAAAAAUGACCCUGAUAAUCCAUAUUUUUUACAAUGCAUUAAGCAAUACAAGGAGGUCCUCAAGCAAAAGUUGGUAUGGGAUAGACAAGAUUGGAUAGGUUUAAUUCUAUUUGGAACUGAAGAAUCCGAUGAGGAUCUGAAACAUAUAUUGACUCUUCAUCAAUUAAGUGUUCCUAUAAUAGAGAACUUGAAAGAAGUGAAGAAAAUAGAUGAAGGGAAAAAAUGGGAGCAUUACAGAGAUAUUGCUUCCUCUACUGCUUAUCCACUACACGAUGUAUUACAGCAUGCAGCACGAGCAUUCUCUGUUAACCGCACAACUAUGUCAAUGAGAAGAGUAAUUCUUUUUACAUGUCAAGAUAAUCCCCCAAUAACAGACGACAAGGAAAAACAUAGAAUAAGACGACAAGCAAAGAGUUUCAGUGACAUAGAUCUUCAAUUACUUGUUGUUGGUUUGGGCAAAAAUUGGAAUCAUGAUUCAUUCUAUAAAGAUCUAGAAAUGUCAUCUAGAAAAAUCGAUGUAGAUGAUUAUAAAAGAAUGUCCUUGAAAGAUGUACUGGAACAAGUAAAAGUACCAUCUAAAAAUAUGGCAAAGCUACCUUGGAGACUUGGAGAAAAUGUGAUUGUAGAUGUUGUUCUUCGCAGUCUUUCUAGGAAGAUGUAGAGGAUGAAGAAAGUCAACAAAAAUUACGUGUUCUUGAAACAGAUAUUCAAAAAUGUCAAACGUUUGGUAAUGAAAAAAUAUGUUUUGCACCAACAGAAGUCAAAUUCAUGUGUGCAACACGAGAACCAGGCAUUGACUUAAUUUGUAUACAGCCUAGUUCUUAUCAUCCUUUAUAUCAUGUUGAAACACCAUAUUUUGUUAUGCCAGGCAAAAGUUAUCGUGAAGAUAACAAACUAUUAUUUGGUGCGUUACUGAAUAAAUGUGACGAAAAAAAAUUAAUGAUAAUAUGUGUUGUUACACUAAGAAAAUAUUCUACUUCAAGUCUAUAUACCAUGAUGCCAAAUGCAAAAAACGGGGGAUUUUACUUGUAUAAAAUACCAUUUAAAGAAAAUAUGCGAGACAUUAGCAAAUAUUUCCCAAACUAUAUAUAUGAUGAUGAAAGAAAACCUCCAAUUGAUUCAGAAGGAGUUGAAGUGCUAGAACAACUCAUAGAAAAAUUAAGUUUCGAAUAUAAUCCGAAAUUGUUCUUAAACCCUAAACUACAAGUUCAGCUUCAAACUGUAGAAAUUUUAGCUUUACAUUUGGAGCAGCUUGAGCCUCCACCAGAUACUACAUAUCCAACAAUCGACAAGAUGCGUAAACUUACAAACGAUCUACUAGAGAAAUAUGAUACAAUAUUUUCUACAGAUACAAGUGAUAUACCACCAAAGAAAAAGCCCAAAAAAAGUAACGAAUCAAUAGAAAUAAGCAAUUUAAACAAGGAUAAAAUUCAAGAAUUUGUGAAAAGCGGUCAGAUAGUAAACUUUACUGCAGUAGACUUAAAGGAUAUCUUGAAAAUAUUGGGUUUAAAGACAUCUGGUAAAAAAGAUGAAUUAAUAAACAGAAUUAAAUCAUAUUUUUAAUAAAAUGAUACAAGCUUUCAUUGAAGAAAGAUAAUAUACUUAUAUUAUACUUUAAUUGAAUAAUAAAUAAAAUUAAAUAAUAUAUUUUGUGUAAAAUAAAGUUUUUUAUUCAAAAAAAAUAAUUUAUUUUUGGAUUGUGUUUUUUAUAUGAUCUUUAUAUUUAUAUAAAUGUAUU
Molecule: messenger RNA, 2013 nt
Organism: Heterotrigona itama
Lineage: Eukaryota; Metazoa; Arthropoda; Insecta; Hymenoptera; Apidae
Source: the annotation of a GenBank genome assembly